Paramecium primaurelia is the source of this 1424-nucleotide messenger RNA. Lineage: Eukaryota; Ciliophora; Oligohymenophorea; Peniculida; Parameciidae. The record is from the annotation of a GenBank genome assembly.
AUGAGUCAAUUGGAACCAUUUGAACAUCAUUACAAUAAUCAAUAUUAAGAGAUAUUUGGAUGUUGUCAUUAAAAUCGACAUAAUUAUUCUGAUAAAGUAAUUUGUAAAGAAUGUGGAAUAUUUUUAAAUAAUGUAAUUACAUUUCAUAAUAUAUAAUAGCCAAAUACUAGAGUAUACAAAACUCUAAAAAUGAAAUAUAGUGCCUUUUUUAAUCCAAUCAAAGUGUUAUAGAGUAUCUUAUCUGAAGGCAUACCAAUAGGACCUAUUAAAUAACGUUAAUAGAUAAUUGAAUUCAUUUUAUAAGCUUCAGAAAAGUUAAAUCUAUCAUUAAAUACAUCAUUUUUAGCAAUUAAUUAUAUAGAUGAAUAUUUAAGUAAAGUUACUAUCAAUGAAAAUUAAACUUAUUUAUUUGUUGCAACUGCUUUAAUGUUAGCAGCAAAAGCUUAAGAAUUAGAUGAACGAGUACCUUUUAUUAGUAAAUUGAAAAGAUAUGCAUCAAUGACAAAUCAUCCUGAAAUCAAUUAAUAUUCAAUUAGAGAAUAUAAAUAUGCAGAGAGAUCAUUAAUUCAAACAAUGGAAUGGAAAUUAUAAAGAGUUACAUUACUUGAUAGAAUAGAAACUAUACUUUCAUUUGGAAUUAUAGAUGAUGAUGAUAGUUUAGGAUAAUAAUAAUAAAAAGAAAAUAAAGAUACUUUACAUUAAUAACAUGUAAAACUUAGAGAUCUUUAAGAAAAUUAAAUAUUAUUUUAUGUAAAAGAGGUUGAAAGUAAAUAUACAGAUGUAGCAUUACAAAUAAUUAAAGGUAUCAAAAAUAUAUUUAUAAAUUAGAUGAAAAUUUGUAUUUUAAAACAGAUCAAACUAUCUUAGCACUUUCUUGUAUUGCUUAUUUAAGAAAGAAAGCAGGAUUAUUAAAUAUUUGGUCAUAAUAAUUAUAAUGUUUGACUGGUAUAAGUGCAUAGAAAGUUUCAUCAUCAGUUUCAUAAAUUAUGACAUUAAUUGCUAAAAGUAAAAGCUUUAAAACUAUAACUAAUCUUUAAUUAAAUUCUUAAGAAACCAAUUUCUAACCUCUUAUACCUAAUAAUACACUUACAACCAUUAGUACAAAUCAUCUCAACAAUAGACCAUUCCCUUUCGAAACUAAAAGAUAAUCAUAUGGUGAUGUUAUGAUGAUGCAGAAUAAUAUAUUAAAGAUUCCAUUAUAUCAAUCAUAAUCAACUGUCCAAAUUCCAGAUAUACAAAAAUAAAAUCAUUUAUAUAAACAUACUAAUUUCACUACUACUACUACUAAUUAUUCAUAUCUAAAUGAAAAUCCUGUUACUCACAUUGUAUAAUAAUAAUUUGCUGCUCUUUAAAAUCAAGAACUUGAUAAAAAGUAUGAACAAGUACAUAAAGUAAGUGCUAGUAUUUUCAGACAUAUUCAAUGA